AUGAGACAAAAAGAUGCGAAAAAAAGAGCAGAGAAGAAAGAAUCGAAAAUCAAGAAGGAGAAGGAAAAGAAAGAAAAAGAUGAGAAGAAAAAGCAACAUGCUGCAGAGAAGGCAGAGAAACAAGCAAAGAAAAAGGAAGCCUCAGCAACUAAAGACAAAGAUGUAGGCCCUCAAAACCAUAGAAACCACUCUGCUAAUAAACAAAGAGCCCAGUCAGGGCAGAAACAGAAAAAACAGUUGUUUGAACCCUACUGGCCUGAAGACAAUAUAUCAGAUGGACUUAAACGAGGAGAACUGAUCAGUGGAGCAAUUCGAAUAAACCCUAGAAAUUAUGAGGAUGCUUAUGUACCCCAUCCAAAUGGGCAAAUGGAUAUCUACAUCAGUGGGUUGUAUGACAGGAAUAGAGCCCUCAAUGGGGAUGAGGUGGCAAUAUUAAUCAAACCCAGAGACCAGUGGAAGGUUCUAACUGAGAAUCUAAAAGCCAAAGAAGAUAUCACAGCAUCCCUCAAUAAACUUUCUAUUAAACCUGACACAGCCUCAGCCCCAUCACAUACAAAAAGUAAAGAAAACGAACUUGUUGAAACUGAAAAUUCUCUUAAACCAAAUGAGGAACCAAAACCUAGAAAUACUGGAGAUUUUACACCAAAUAAGACCCCAAAUUCACAUGUUAAAUCUCAAGAAAGGCCACAGUCUAGCCAGAAGAAGUCCAGGUAUAUAACCCUUGGUGACUACAGUAGAGGUGAUAAUCCAGUUGCAAAGAGACUCUUCCAAGAGGGGGCUACUCCAGGGCCAGUACUGAUGGAUGUGCCAGAUUCAUGUCUCCAACCAACCGCCAGGGUGGUGUUCAUACUUGAGAGAUGGCACAGUAGAGCCAGUACAGGCAACAUUAAACCCAUGCAAGACAAGAAUCCUAACUUUGCCCUAUUUGUCCCUAUAGAUCAUAGAGUUCCAAGAAUAAUGAUCCCAAUGGCUGACUGUCCCCACAAGUUCCUAGAGAGACCAGAGGAUCAUUGUAACACACUGUUCAUAGCAAGGAUCACUGACUGGGAUGAGACGUCAAACUACCCUAGAGGGAACCUGGCCAGGAGUCUAGGAGAGGCAGGUCAGAUAGAACCAGAAACUGAAGGCAUGCUAAUAGAGAAUGACAUAGAUUAUAGUGAAUUUUCACAAAAGGCAAUAGAUUGCUUGCCAAUCAAGACACUUCCCUGGAAGAUACCUGAAUCUGAACUGAAGGAAAGACGAGACUUUAGAGAUGAAUGUGUCUUCACUAUAGACCCAGCCACAGCUAGAGAUCUUGACGAUGCUAUGCAUUGUAAACACUUGGGAGAUGGUCUGUAUGAGAUUGGAGUGCACAUUGCUGAUGUCAGUUACUUUCUAGAAGAGGGGACUGAGUUAGACAAUGUGGCUGGUAGGAGAGCCACCAGUGUGUAUCUCGUACAAAAGGUUAUCCCGAUGUUGCCAAGGAUACUCUGUGAGGAAUUGUGUAGUUUAAACCCAGCUGAGGAUAGACUGACAUUCUCUGUGGUUUGGAAAAUGACAGAAGAAGGCGAGAUUCUGGAUGAAUGGUUUGGACGCUCAGUAAUCUGCUCUUGUGUAAAGAUGGCAUAUGAUCAUGCCCAGGGUUUCAUAGAGAAUCCUGAUAGAGAUUGGACAAGGGAAGAACUGCCUCCAAUUCUAGAGAAAUUCAAAGUAAAAGAAAUCAAAGAAAAGGUUCUCAAUCUGGAUAAGAUAGCUAAACAGUUACGUAAACAGAGAUUUGACCAAGGUGCCCUGAGGCUGGACCAAGUGAAGCUGAGUUAUGCUCUAGACAAAGAGACAGGGAUGCCCUGUGGCUACUCUGUAUACCAACAGAAAGACAGCAACAAAUUGAUAGAGGAGUUCAUGUUACUGGCUAACAUGGCAGUUGCACAUAGAAUCUCUAAGAUGUUCCCUGAGAAGGCCCUCUUAAGGAGACAUGCAGCACCCCAAGGCAAGAUGAUGGAGGAAUUGGCUGAUGUGUGUAGUAAUAUGGGUGUACCUAUAGAUGCCUCUAGUUCUGCAACACUACAUACUUCUCUACUGAAGUAUGUUGGACCAGAUGUGUACUCGCAGGCCAGGAGUCAGAUCCUCACAGUAUUAUGCUCCAAACCCAUGCAGAUGGCUAAAUACUUCUGUACCGGUUGUCUUGAGGAAGAGGCCUUAUGGAGACAUUACGCCCUUAGUGUCCCUCGUUAUACUCACUUUACAUCACCCAUACGACGUUACGCUGAUGUAAUUGUACAUAGAUUGUUAGCUGCAUCCUUAGACUACCAGGCAGAGCCUAACAAAACUAAGGAAGAGAUCCACAAGCAAGCGGAUCGAUGCAAUGACAGGAAAACAGCUAGCAAAAGAGUACAAGAGUUGAGCAGUGAUAUGUUCUUCGCCAUCUUUGUCAAGGAGAGUGGUCCACUAGAGGAGCAUGGAAUGGUGAUGGGGGUACUUGACAAGGCAUUUGAUGUUGUCAUGUUGAGGCUAGGAGUGGUUAAAAGAGUCUAUUGUGAGAAACUGGGCCUAUCUGACUGGAAGUUUCAGAAGGACCACAAGAAGCCAGUAUUAACAUUAACAUGGCCAGCAGAUGAGCAGCACCCUAAUGAACUGAAACAGGAGAUAACGAUAUUCUCACUGGUGAAUUGUGUCCUGGAGGCAGAUAAGCUGCCACUGAAAUGGACGGCAUUGAUAACUAGACCUACACUGCAGGAGUAACUGUAUUCACAUGUGCAGAAUUACCAGUCAGUAAAAUACUAAGGUGCUUAUAUCAUACGAUGUCUCUGGGAACUACAAACAUGCACAGCUAAAGUGGUUUUAGUAAACAACUGACCUUAUAUUAAGAUAACAAUGGCCAGUGUCAUAUUUAUUAUCGCAGUCAUGCCCAUAUUUAUUAUCGCAGUCAUACCCAUAUUUGGAAGUUGACCUGUGUGUAGCCCUCUGCAAGAGUAGUUGAUUUUCAGACUCUUUACAAAACCAAUAGAUCUUUACUCAUGAGCCAAUCAAUUAAUUUUUGCCCAGUAGUACCAAUGUUUAAAUUCAUAUUUGUGUGGCUCUGCAGUGCUCUCUCGAUAGUUUGAACUCAAAUCUGUAAAUUGAUUGAUUCUAGUCAGAGGGCAGUAAACAACACUGAUCUUAUUGUGCCAAAAAAUGUGCAAAAAUGGCAUUUUACAUUUAUUGUAUAGACUAAGACUCCAUCCUCCGACAACAUGGCUCAAGAAUUCUCCCAUUCACGAUUCGCUCUUCAAUCGAGGAGACAUGGAAGUUUUUCCUUAUAUGGACAAAAUAUUACUCAUGAUGCAAUUCGGAGGGAAACAAAUUUCUAAUUCCUUGUUUUUCCCUCAUUGGUUUAGCAUGUGGAUUUACUCACCUAUUUUUCAGUUGCUAUGUUCGAUCAAAUCUCUAUCCGAUUGGACAAAAAAAGUAUCAAUUGGUCUUUUCAUAACCUUUAUAUAGCAGAUAUUUGUAUCAUUGUAUUGGCUCACAUCGUUGUGAAAAAAAA
Messenger RNA from Owenia fusiformis, 3505 nucleotides. The record is from the annotation of a GenBank genome assembly. NCBI's taxonomy places the organism in Eukaryota, Metazoa, Annelida, Polychaeta, Sabellida, Oweniidae.